Molecule: messenger RNA, 1442 nt
Organism: Drosophila biarmipes
Lineage: Eukaryota; Metazoa; Arthropoda; Insecta; Diptera; Drosophilidae
Product: beta-1,3-galactosyltransferase brn
Exons: 1
Coding region: 37-1002 (321 amino acids)
Cellular component (GO): membrane
Molecular function (GO): hexosyltransferase activity; UDP-glycosyltransferase activity
Source: RefSeq, a predicted model, not a curated record
CCGCCGCCUGCUUUGUUUUGGUUCACUCGCCUCGCCAUGCAGGCCAAGCUCCGCAAACUGCUGCUGCGCUGCCUCCUGGCGCUGCCCCUCGUCCUGCUGGUGGACUACUGCGGCCUGCUGACGCACCUGCACGAGCUGGACUUCGAGCGCCACUUCCGCUACCCGCUGGGCGAGGCCGCCGGAGGGUCCGGCCUGCAGCGCUUCGCCUACCUGCGGGUGCCCUCGCUGGGCGCGGAGGUCCGGGCGGACCAGCCGCCCCGCCUCACGCUGCUGAUCAAGAGCGCCGUGGCCAACGCGCAGCGGCGGGAGGCCAUCCGGCGGACGUGGGGCUACGAGGGCCGCUUCUCGGACGUGCACCUGCGGCGCGUCUUCCUGCUGGGCAGGGGCCGGGAGAGCGAGAAGGACGUGGCCUGGGAGGCGCGCGAGCACGGCGACAUCCUGCAGGCGGACUUCACGGACGCCUACUUCAACAACACGCUGAAGACCAUGCUGGGCAUGCGCUGGGCCAGCGAGCAGUUCAACCGCAGCGACUUCUACCUCUUCGUGGACGACGACUACUAUGUGUCGGCCAAGAACGUGCUGCGGUUCCUGGGCCGCGGCCGGCGCAGCCACCAGCCGGAGCUGCUGUUCGCGGGCCACGUCUUCCAGACGUCGCCGCUGCGCCACAAGUUCAGCAAGUGGUACGUCUCGCUCGCCGAGUACCCCUUCGAUCGCUGGCCUCCCUACGUGACCGCCGGCGCCUUCGUGCUGUCGCGCCAGGCGCUGCUGCGGCUGUACGCGACCAGUGUCCACCUGCCGCUCUUCCGCUUCGACGACGUGCACCUGGGCAUCGUGGCCCUCAAGGCGGGCGUGCCGCUGCAGCACUGCGACGACUUCCGCUUCCACCGGCCGGCGUACCGCGGGCCGGACAGCUACAGCGCGGUGAUAGCCUCGCACGGGUUCGGCGACCCCGAGGAGAUGAGCCGCGUGUGGAACGAGUGCCGCUCCGCCAACUACGCGUAGCACGAGGGCGGCAGUCCUCCGCCCAUUCCCGUCGAGAGUGUACAUACGGAUGAGCCGCCACCUAGGCAUAGCAGCCUUGUCAAAGUUACCUAGAGCCCUGUACUGAUGGAUGAUGCCUCUGGAGGAUGUCGAUCCAAGCAAUUGGUGGCUAUUCAUUUUCGUUGUAGGAGUAAUUGUAAAGCCUUUUUUGUACUGAGUUAACUUUGAUUUAUCCCCUAGUGUGCAAACUAUAACUAUAAGAACUGAGCAACUGCAAGCUUGUGCAAUGUAAUGCCUUUAAGUGCAGGCUUAGUUUGAUUAAAGUUGAACGAUAAUAAGUACUAGCUGUGCCACCGGGUGCAUCUUUAUUGCUUACAAGUGAUUCCUUUUGUUUCUUGAAAAAUCAAACCCACAACCAAGUUUCCAAGACAAAUAAACGCCUGAAGCUUACAAGUUGAGUG